UAAAACGUGGCCGUUACUUCAGUGUCUCUGUAUUGGAGUGUGACUAAGGCAUUAUCAAACGGGGACCGGCAAAAGGGCCAACUAAGAAGUCUAUGGUACAUCUGGAAAACAAAAGAGAAAGCUUAGCAGAAAAGAAGAAAGGUGGAAAAGGACUUGUAUGGGGUUGCUUACAGACAAGCGCAAGAGGAAGUGCAUUGGCAAAUCAACCUCAUUUUUCAAGUGAGCCCAGGAGGGAGUCAAAACAGGUCCCAGGGUUAGAAGACAAGUGUCACAGUUCAGACACGCUUGGAAAAAUACCCCUGUUAAAAAGCAGAACAAAACCCUGGUGCAAAAUGUCCCUCAAGUUGCCGCGGAAUUGGGAUUUCAACCUGAAGAUGGAUGCUGGAAAAAUAGCUCGUUCCAGGAGCAUGAUGACUGGGGAUCCCAUGGCGGCUUGUAACUGGAUGGCUUCCCACAACCAGCUGGAGCGGCCCUUGAAGAUCGGCUGGCUGAAGAAGCAGCGCUCCAUUGUCAAGAACUGGCAGCAACGGUACUUCGUUCUUAAGGGCCAGCAGCUGUUUUACUACAAAGAUGAGGAGGAUGCCAAACCCCAGGGCUGCCUGUUUCUGCAGGGAAGCACUAUCAAGGAGGCAGCUGGCAACCCAGAGGAAGCAGGGAAGUUUAUCUUUGAAAUCAUCCCAGGGGUCUCGGGAGACCAGAAUCGGACAGGACAAGACUCCUAUGUACUGAUGGCCAACUCCCAGUCUGAGAUGGAUGAGUGGGUUAAAUCUAUCCGAAGAGUGGUGGGAUCUCCGUCAGGAGUGGUCUUUGGCCAGCGCCUGGCCGAGACGGUGGCAUAUGAACAGAAAUUCGGAAAGCACCCGGUCCCCAUCUUGAUGGAGAAGUGCGCAGAGUUCAUACGUGAGCACGGCAUGAAUGAGGAGGGCAUCUUCCGACUUCCUGGCCAAGACAACCUGGUGAAGCACCUACGGGAUGCGUUUGAUGCUGGGGAAAGGCCAUCUUUUGACCGUGACACCGAUGUACAUACGGUGGCUUCUUUGUUCAAACUCUACCUGAGGGAACUCCCCGAGCCGGUUGUGCCCUGGUUGCAGUAUGAGGAUUUUCUCCUGUGUGGAAUGCUCCUGAAUGCUGAUGAAAUGAAGGGUCAGCAGGAGCUAGUGAAGCAGCUGUCCCUGCUUCCCCGAGUCAAUUACAACCUUCUCAGUUACAUCUGCAGGUUCCUACAUGAAAUACAGCUGAAUUCCAGCAUUAACAAGAUGAGUGUGGAUAACCUGGCAACAGUGAUUGGAGUGAAUCUCAUCAGGCCAAAGAUAGAAGACCCUGCAGCUAUAAUGAGAGGCACUCCCCAGAUCCAGAGAGUGAUGACAGUGAUGAUAAGUGACCAUGCCAAGCUCUUCCCUAUCUCAAAAGAUGAGAGCUCUUCGCCACCCUCCCAAAGGAGCAAUUCCAAGAAAAUCCAAGUGCCCCGCAGUUCUGUGGGCUGGGAUGCUGCAGAAGAACCGCCAGCGUCUAAGGCAAACAUUUUAACCCAAGGCCAAACGAGAGACGACCUAGAUGCCAGCAGCCCCACGUCCUCUGGAGCAGCAGCCCAGCUGGGUGCUCUGGUUGAAGAUAAUGACACAAAUCAACCCAAAGAUGCAUUGGGAAUGUGGAAAACACAGUCCAGGAAAAGAACUCAGACUCUUCCCAACAGGAAAUCUUUCCUAACUGAUUCCUCGCAGGGAGAGAAAGCCAACAGUGAUAAAAAUGACAUAUUCUGCAAUGACUUUUGGACAUCUUCAGGAAGUCAGGUUUCACCUACCUUCCCAACUGAUGGACACAAAAGAACAUUGUCUCAGGAUCUUUGUAAGCUGCUCGACCUUCACCGGACUUCGACCUAUGACAAUGUCCCUACCUGCCAAGCUGAGGGCAGGGAGAACACUUGCACUAGGCCUCUCAGGACGGCAAGCUGCAACUCCAAGAAAGAUUUGUUAGCAAGCCAAAGCCCAAGCCUGGUGCCAAAGGAACUAGUGGGUCCAAACCACGAUGCCGAGGACUGUGGCUCUGGUCAGGAGAACCAGGAGUCCCUUCAAAAGAUGAUCCUGGAGCUGAAAAAAGAAAUGGAGAUGCAGAAAAAGGACUAUGAAGAGCAAAUGAAAAGCCUCCACAAGGAGAACUACGAAGUCUGGGCCAAAGUGGUGCGGCUGAAUGAGGAGAUUGAGAAAGAGAAGAAGAAGUUUGUGGAGCUGGAACUGAAGCUUCAGAACGUGGAGCGUGCGCGGGAGGAUGUCGAGAAGAGGAACAAGGUGCUGGAGAAGGAGGUCCAGGACUUAGUUAAAUCCAGGAGUGAUCCCAGGGACAAAAGAAAAUAAGAGAAGGACCCUGAUGUGCACACACAGGGGGCACAGCUGGGACAAAGAUAAAAAUUGCCAGACUGGAUUGAAUGAGGGGUCUCUCUCGUGUCCAGCAUUCUGUUGCUAUGAAUGACCAGCACUAGCAGCUUCGGUGGAAACCGCCAGGAGCUCUACAGGCUAAUCAUCCUCGUGGGAAAGUUCCUUCCUGACUGCCAGUAGGAGAUGUUGGAUUGUGCCCUGAAGCGGGAGGGUUAACUUCCUUUUCAAAACUCUCUUUUCUUUUUUUCUUUUUAUCUGUUAUCUGUGUAAAUGGUCAAUACUUUUCGGAAUUCUGCUAAACACUUGGACUGAAUAAUACCAUGUGGCAGGGAGUUCCACAUAUCAAUUCAGAGACGUUCUGAAGGAAUCUCUGUCCCACAGUAGUUCUCUGGCCUGGAGGGUGAUAACACCUGUGGGAGAAAGGAUUGGUGAUUUUUCAGUUUCUCAGAGAGGACCAAAAGUAACAUUGAAAAACUGGAAGAGCCUUAUCAUGACAUAGGCUAUUGGCUGGCCAUUGUACUGCACUCUAAGGCUGCAUCUAGACUGCCAUGAUUUUGUGCAAAAGUGGCUGCUUUUGUGCAAAAUCUUGCCGCCUGUCUACA
This is a messenger RNA of Pelodiscus sinensis (Chinese soft-shelled turtle), 2974 nucleotides long. RefSeq names its product Rho GTPase activating protein 25 (gene ARHGAP25). Gene Ontology annotation, molecular function: GTPase activator activity. Lineage: Eukaryota; Metazoa; Chordata; Testudines; Trionychidae. Gene Ontology annotation, cellular component: phagocytic cup. Gene Ontology annotation, biological process: signal transduction; negative regulation of small GTPase mediated signal transduction; actin filament organization. The record is from RefSeq and is a predicted model, not a curated record.